CUUUCAUUUCAGAGUUGAGCAAACUGUGUCUCAAGGAGGUGUGCGCUGCAGGUAGCUGAUGUGGCCAGGAUUUGAACCCACAUUUUAUAUUCUUUGCCAUUAGAUUCCAUUUUUCUUAUCUCUUAUUUCUCAGCGCCAGGUCUCUUUUUGUUUCUGGGCCUCUUUCUUCCUUGGCCUCCUGCCUCCCUGUCUUCCCAUGUUCUUGUAUCUGCUGCUGCCUGUGUUUUUCUCAUUGUGUCUCUGCCUAGCUCCCUCUGCCCAGGUUUCUAUGUGUCUCUUUCUGUCAGAACUGUCUUCUAUUUCUUCUCAGUCCCCUUCUCUGCAUUUGUUACAUCAUCUCUUCAUCUUAAUGUAUUAGGCUGGGGCUGUUUUGGGACUCCAGAGAGUUACUUUUUAACUAGCUACAUCUGUCUUCAGGUGCCUGGCUUUCUGGCCUGAGGUGGAAGCAGAGGCCAGCCUCUCUCCGUCAUCCCUAUCUCCCCUGGGCUUACAUCAUGGCGGGGCUUUGAAAAUCUCCCUCUGUGGCUUCUUGGAGCCGCAUAGAUGGGUGAUCAGAGCUGGCUCUGGAACCAGGCUGCUCCAGGAGUAAGGAGCCCAGUCUUUGCAUGCAGUGUUGAAAAAGGUAAUGUCCCUCUUGUGCUGAGCGAGCACCUGGCACACAGCAGGGACCCAGGCAGUGGGGCUGUUAGGUUCCUUAUCUCUCCUGAGCCUUGGGCUUCCGCUAUCCUUGGGACGUCUGGUCUUCUGGCUUCCCCGGUUCUUCCUGCCGCCCUGGAUGCGGUGACCUGCCAGCACCUGCCGCAGCCUUCGUCCGGGAGUCGCCCCAUCUCUCCACGCAUCGGGGCCCUGUGCCCCUUGCUGCUGCAGCCGGGCACCAUGUCGACCUCGUCCUUGAGGCGCCAGAUGAAGAACAUCGUCCACAACUACUCAGAGGCGGAGAUCAAGGUUCGAGAGGCCACGAGCAAUGACCCCUGGGGCCCAUCCAGCUCCCUCAUGUCAGAGAUUGCCGACCUCACCUACAACGUUGUCGCCUUCUCGGAGAUCAUGAGCAUGAUCUGGAAGCGGCUCAAUGACCAUGGCAAGAACUGGCGUCACGUUUACAAGGCCAUGACGCUGAUGGAGUACCUCAUCAAGACCGGCUCGGAGCGCGUGUCGCAGCAGUGCAAGGAGAACAUGUACGCCGUGCAGACGCUGAAGGACUUCCAGUACGUGGACCGCGACGGCAAGGACCAGGGCGUGAACGUGCGUGAGAAAGCUAAGCAGCUGGUGGCCCUGCUGCGCGACGAGGACCGGCUGCGGGAAGAGCGGGCGCACGCGCUCAAGACCAAGGAAAAGCUGGCACAGACCGCCACGGCCUCAUCAGCAGCUGUGGGCUCAGGCCCCCCUCCCGAGGCGGAGCAGGCGUGGCCGCAGAGCAGCGGGGAGGAGGAGCUGCAGCUCCAGCUGGCCCUGGCCAUGAGCAAGGAGGAGGCCGACCAGGAGGAGCGGAUCCGUCGCGGGGAUGACCUGCGGCUGCAGAUGGCAAUCGAGGAGAGCAAGAGGGAGACUGGGGGCAAGGAGGAGUCGUCCCUCAUGGACCUUGCUGACGUCUUCACGGCCCCAGCUCCUGCCCCGACCACAGACCCCUGGGGGGGCCCAGCACCCAUGGCUGCUGCCGUCCCCACGGCUGCCCCCACCUCGGACCCCUGGGGCGGCCCCCCUGUCCCUCCAGCUGCUGAUCCCUGGGGAGGUCCAGCCCCCACGCCGGCCUCUGGGGACCCCUGGAGGCCUGCUGCCCCUGCAGGACCCUCAGUUGACCCUUGGGGUGGGACCCCAGCCCCUGCAGCUGGGGAGGGGCCCACGCCUGAUCCAUGGGGAAGUUCCGAUGGUGGGGUCCCGGUCAGUGGGCCCUCAGCCUCCGAUCCCUGGACACCGGCCCCGGCCUUCUCAGAUCCCUGGGGAGGGUCACCUGCCAAGCCCAGCACCAAUGGCACAACAGCAGCCGGGGGAUUCGACACGGAGCCCGACGAGUUCUCUGACUUUGACCGACUCCGCACGGCACUGCCGACCUCCGGGAGCAGCGCAGGAGAGCUGGAGCUGCUGGCAGGAGAGGUGCCGGCCCGAAGCCCUGGGGCGUUUGACAUGAGUGGGGUCAGGGGAUCUCUGGCUGAGGCUGUGGGCAGCCCCCCACCUGCAGCCACACCAACUCCCACGCCCCCCACCCGGAAGACGCCGGAGUCAUUCCUGGGGCCCAAUGCAGCCCUCGUCGACCUGGACUCGCUGGUGAGCCGGCCGGGCCCCACGCCGCCUGGAGCCAAGGCCUCCAACCCCUUCCUGCCAGGCGGAGGCCCAGCCACUGGCCCUUCCGUCACCAACCCCUUCCAGCCCGCGCCUCCCGCGACGCUCACCCUGAACCAGCUCCGUCUCAGUCCUGUGCCUCCCGUCCCUGGAGCGCCACCCACGUACAUCUCUCCCCUUGGCGGGGGCCCUGGCCUGCCCCCCAUGAUGCCCCCGGGCCCCCCGGCCCCCAACACUAAUCCCUUCCUCCUAUAAUCCAGGGCGGAAGGGGGCCUGGCUCCAUCCGGCUGCCCCAUUCCGGCUCCCUGGGAGAUCAGUGUUGUGAGUGCAUGUGAAAUGGGGGAUCCCCACCCCCAGUGCCCUUCCCCUUCCUGGGGCCCACUCACACUACACCCUCUUCCUUUCCCACCCCACCUCCCCGGAGAGAAACUGGACAUGGGGCCUGGGGAGGGGAGCUGGCCAGAGGAGGACCCCUUUCCCGUGGCAUUAGAAGGGGGAGGGGUGGCUGGGGCCCCCACCCAUUCCCCCUCCCUCCAAACUCCCAACCCCCAGUCAGUGUUUGAGCCUCCUCGUUCCCCUCACGCACCCGCUCACGCACCCUCGGUGAAUCCUUGGUGAUGAUUUUGGCAACUUUGGGAAUAAAUGGCAAUUCCCACGGGCUUGGCACUCCCAGAUUCCCAUCUGUGAUUUCGUGUGUCCCCCAGAGCCCCUUCAUCCAGGGACCCAGGGCUCAGGUCACAUCUCUUUCUCGGGGGUGGCUGGCAACCAGCCCCUCUGUCUCAGAAGCCCUGAUUUCCCUGACCCUCCCAGGUCAAGGGAUGGCUGGGUUGAGGGUGGACUGUGCGAGGCCUGGCGGAGCUGUAGCCCACACAGGUCCAGGUGGUCGGGAGGCCACUCAUGGCCAGACGCUUCCGGUGCAGGAGGCCUUGCUCUUGUGUUGAGGGGACACCAGGAUGAGGUCAGAGAGUGCACUGGGGUUCAGGGAGGAGAAGAAUCCUGAGAGAUGGCACAUGUGCAACACAGGUCACCGUCGCCAUCGCCCGGGCCCACCGCAAGCAUCACUAAUCCAUCCCUGCACUCCUGGAAAGCCGGGUCAGCCUCUGCCGGCUGAGCUGAGUGGACCACCAGGCGCCUCCUGGUUGUCCUCUGUGUGCUGUUUUCCUCUGUGUGCUCUUGUCCUGGGCUGGACCACACCUGGUGAGACUAUCCGGGAGAAUCCUCGGGCCGCCUUGUGAGGGGGGUGUUGCUGUCAUCUCCAGGGCUAGGUGACAGCUUGUUGCAGGCCCCACAGCCAGGGCCUCAGGGAUGGGGAUCUGGCCAUGUCUGUUUUAAGCCGAACAGGCUGUUCUUCCAUGUGGAGUCUCCCUCCGUGAUCCCCUGGGGUCAAGUCCUGACGGCUGGGUUCGCUCCCUCAGUGACUCCGACAGCUCUUGUCUCAGAGGUGCUGGGGUGAAGGCUGUGUGGGGCCAGGCCCCUGGGGUCAGACUUCUUGCCCCUUCUGCCCGGGGGACGCUCUGGGCUCAGGGUGGGGCCAGACAGCUACAUCACAGGGACACUUGUUAUGGGUCGGGGUCCAGGGAGCACCCAGCCAGUGGAGUGUUGGAGGCCACUGAGAGGGACAUGACUGCGGUGUCCGAGCAGCGUCGUGGCCACCCUGUGUGCCCACUCCCUGGUGGACAGACCUACGUCACCUGGGGAUUGCAGAGCAAAAGGAGUGCUGUUGGGGUGAUGUGAGGUUGGGGUUCUGUUUCUUGCUGUGAAUUGGGUCAUGACCUGUGUCGGAGCGUUCUCUGGCCUCCACUUGCCCCUGCAGACCAGGGUGUCUGGAGGGUUGUCGGGGGCUUGAUGGAGGAAUUGCUGACCACACCAUGCAGGAAGAGGUGGGUCCCAGGGACACAGGAACUUUGGGGUCAGCCGGUUCCAGAUUCAGUUGCAGAGGAGCAUCCCCCUUGCUUAGCCAGGGAGGGGAAGCCCUCUUCUCACACCCGGCCUGGGUAUGUUGUGGGAGAGUCAUUUCCCAGGAGGAAAUGGGGACUGUUACCGGGGGAGGGGGUGCUGUCCCCAGGCAGCAGCAAGCGUCCCUUACGCUUGGGCUGUCCGAGACCCUGCUGCUCUAGGCGGUUGUGAUGGGGGAGCCCCACAGGGCACAGAGAGCCAGCUGAAGGCGGCAGCUCUGGGUGGGAUCACAUGGAAAGGGGAGGCGAGCCGAGCCUCCCUCUUGCCAAUCUUGGUCUCCCCACAGGGUCAUAGCUCCUGGGCCCCUCACUUGUCAGACCCUCCAUUCACCAAAUUAAGGAUAAGUUUCACGAUUUCGCACUGCGGAGCCUGCACUCCCUUUCUCUUCAAAAAAGCUGAGGACGAAGAUAAAAUGAUACAGUUGGAUUAGUCCAGUGGAGGGGUUAAAGGUGUGAGGCUUUAAUUCUCCCCACCAUUUCCUCAUUUGGCAAAACAGAGAAGACAGGAUUGAAAAACAAGACAAAAACCCAGAGGCUUGCACAUAAAUUUGGGGCUUAACUACAGCAUCUUCGGCAUCUUCUUUUCCCUACAGUGCGAAUUACAAAGUAGCACCACAGAUCUCGUGUCUCCUACUUUAUUCCUCUUUCUAGAAUAUUCCAGCCACCAAAGUGCUCAGCAGGAGCUGCUGUGUAGGAGUCCCCCAUGAGGCCCAAGCACCUGAGCUUAGUGACAUACACGGUUGAACGCUGGGAGAAUGCUGGGAGCCUGCUGUUGUCCCCGAUUGAGGGCUCCCCCCACUGUGUGUGUAUCACUCUUUCUACAGCAGAUGUGUCUCUCUCCCCACAGUGGGAUGGCGAGCUUGUUAAAUGGCCGUGAGGAAGACUUUAUUCAGGACCAUCGAGACAGGUACAGGUACCAUCAGUGGAUGGAAAAUCACUAAGAGCAAACCUCAGGGGUCCGGGGGUUUUCGGCUAAACCCACCUAGCAGGAUUCUUGCUGAAGGCAGGCCAGGGUGAUCAGAGGUCACCUGGGGAUGGUGGAGGCUGAAGAAGCCUAUCAGAUGUGAGGGUGGCGGGGGUUGGGGGGGAUGGCGGCGGGGUUCAUUUGCUGAAAGGAUUUUACAAGGGCAUGCACGGAUGGGCCUAGGAGGAGGUUCAGAUCCCUCAGGUUUGGCUAAGCAAGAGUCAUGGUGGUGCUCCCGGCUGGCUCUCAGGAGCAGAUGUGCUUCUGACCCGACGUCUUCCCCCAGAGAGGGCUGAAGUGGAAAAAACCCCAGAAUUUCUCCCUGGGACAGGUGAAGCGAUGGGGCGUGGGACAUUCCUGGGUCUCGACUCUGUUCAGGGCCUAGGGGUUGGGUGGGGAAGGCACUUGAGGGAACCUUCCUGGAGCCCGUAGGAGCUUCAUCCGAGCUCCUGGGUCACCCCGCCCACCAGAGUCCAGGCCCACCAGAGUCCCCUGCCACCUGUGCUCACCCUAGCCUUACCCCUCGCUCUACUCCCGCCCUCGCCCUAUCCUCGCUCCUCGCCCUACGCUUGCCCCUCGCUCUGGAGCUGCGAUGCCAGCCUCAGGGCUUUCAGUCCUGCCUUGAUCUUUUUUUAUACUGAAACUCAAUUUUACACACACAAACCCACUCCCAGCCAGCCUCUGCCUUUUGCCUUUUCCUCAUGUUCUCAUUGAAUAGGAAGAAAUGCCCUUUUUUUUCCCCCCUAGAAGGAGUCUUGCUCUGUUGCCAGGCUGGAGUGCAGUGGCACGAUCUCGGCUCACCGCAACCUCCACCUCCCGGGUUCAAGCGAUUCUCCUGCCUCAGCCUCUCGAGUAGCUGGGAUUACAGGUGCCCACCACCACGCCCAGCUAAUUUUUUUUUGUAUUUUUAGUACAGACGGGGUUUCACCAUGUUAGGAUGGUCUCGAUCUCCUGACCUCGUGAUCCGCCUGCCUCGGCCUCCCAAAGUGCUGGGAUUACAGGCGUGAGCCACUGUAGCGGCCCCCACCCCAUUUCAUUUUUUAUUUUUUUAUUAUACUUUAAGUUCUAGGGUACCUAUGCACAACGCGCAGGUUUGUUACAUAUAUAUACAUGUGCCAUGUUGGUGUGCUGCACGCAUUAACUCGUCAUUUACAUUAGGUAUAUCUCCUAAUGCCUUCCCUCCCGCCUCCCCCAGGCCCUUAGUUUGUGCUGCUCUGCGUUGGUUUUCUGCGUGUGCUAAAAGGGGAGGGAGAGUUUCUGUGCCCAUUCCCAGGCACCUUCUUGCAGCCGCAGGCAUCUCCCCCACACGUGCUUCUAGCUUCCCGGGUGUGGCGUGAGCCAUUGCGUCCGGCCAGAAAUGUUUUAUUUCUUGAGAACUUGUCUGUCUCUGUGAUGACUGUGGGUUGUCCAGCUCAUCCCUCAAGCGCCAUCCUGCCAGGCCCUUCACUGUGGUGAGAAACCGGCCUACUCACAUCACAGGUGCCCCUGGAGUUUCUCAAACUGCAGCCCAAGGAUUGGCUGCUUGCUUUUGUAAAAAAAAAUGUUUUAUUAGAGUGCAGCCACGGCUGCUUCUGCACUACAGUGGCAAUGGUGACAUUGAGUGUGGCAGAGACCGAGUGUCCCUUGAGCCUAAAAUAUUUACUAUCUGGCUCUUCAACAAAAAGUGUGCUGACCCCCGGUGAUUGCUUGUAUGUGGCAGGGGUCUAAGGCCUGCCUGCACGUCCUGGGACAGCCCACGCUUCCACAGGGUUCCAGCAUGCUUUCCGCCGAGAAAUCGCUCCCUUUGCUGUUUGUUUUGUAUUGAAUGUUUCUUCAUGCUUUUGUUUUACUUUCAGGGAUAAUUAUAUAAUGUUAUGUUUCAUCCACAUUAUUUUAGUAUGGAUAUUUAUAAUUUCCUAAAGCACUAUUUUUUUUUUUUGAGACAGAGUCUUGCUCUGUCGCCCAGGCUGGAGUGCAGUGGCUCGAUCUCUGCUCACUGCAAGCUCCGCCUCCUGUGUUCACGCCAUUCUCCUGCCUCAGCCUCCCAAGUAGCUGGGACUACAGAUGCCCACCACCAUGCCCAGCUAAUUUUUUUGUAUUUUUUUAGUAGAGACGGGGUUUCACUGUGUUAGCCAGGAUGGUCACGAUCUCCUGACCUCGUGAUCUGCCCACCUCGGCCUUCCAAAGUGUUGGGAUUACAGGCUUGAGCCACUGUGCCCGGCCCAUAAAGCACUAUUUAAUGACUGCUCCAUAAAUACAAACUUCCUUUCCUUAUUAUUAUUAUUUAUUUUUUUUUUGAGAUGGAGUCUUGCUCUCGUCCCCCAGGCUGGAGUGCAGUGGCGCGAUCUCGGCUCACUGCAACCUCCGCCUCCCGGGUUCAAGCGAUUCUCCUGACUUGGGACUACAGGUGCGUGCGACCACAGCCAACUCAUUUUUCUGUUUUUAGCAGAGACAGGGUUUCACCAUAUUGGCCAGGCUGGUCGAACUCCUGACCUUGUGAUCCACCCGCCUCGGCCUCCCAAAGUGCUGGGAUUACAGGCGUGAGCCACGGCACCCGGCCCAUAAUUACAAACUUUCUGAGGGACAUCUUGAAGCACACAAAACUAUAGACAAUAUUAUCAUAACCACCCCUGCAAAUGCCUCACUCGUGUUCAGCCAUCAUUUACAUUUGAACCACUCCUGUUUCACCUACAGCCUCCUCAUGGCCCCUCCCCUGGAGCACUUAAAAAUGGUAAUGACAUGCUCUCUAGUAAUCGUUGUGUGUUACUGUCAAAAGGUAUAACUCAUGCAUUGAUGGGGGUAACCCCUACAGCAGUUAACCCUGCGUGCUCAGAGGGGAAUGAAAGGUAGCUCAGAGGCUCGGGAGGUGAGGUUGCAAAAUGGCUUGUGUUGUGGGGAAUGUUCUCAUCCACCCAAAUCAAGCAUCACUACAUCCAUCCGCAGGGGAGGCAAGCUUAGGGCAUCACGUCCAGGAGUGGCCAGGUCCCGAUGUCACGGGGAGCCGGGCUGGGACAAGCUCCAGACGGCCAGGGUGGUGUGGGUUUGCAGUGGGAGGGCUGGCGCGGGGGCCCUGAGGGCUCCCUGGUUCCCAUCUUAUCAAGAUGCUGGACUCGGUGCUUGAAACAUGUCCUGACAGCCACAUGAAAAGGGUUAGAAAUGAUACUGUUUCGCCUGGGUGCUGUGGCUCAUGCUUGUAAUCCUAGCACUUUGGGAGGCCGAGGCGGGCGGAUCACGAGGUCAGGAGUUCGAGACCAGCCUGGCCAACAUGGCGAAACCCCGUCUCUACUAAAAAUACAAAAAUUAGCCUAGUGUGGUGGCGGGCACCUGUAAUCCCAGCUACUUAGGAGGCUGAGGCAGGAGAAUCGCUUGAACCCAGGAGGCGGAGGUUGUAGUGAGCCGAGAUUGCACUACUGCACUCCAGCCUGGGUGACAGAGUGAGACCCUGUCUCCAAAAAAAAAAAAAAAAUGAUACUGUUUCCUGUAUUUUUUUCUCUUAGUAUCUUAAGAAAUACAUGAUUUGAACAAGGACCUUGUGUCUCCUCUCCCCUUUCCCGGACUAUUCUGACCCCAGCAGUUCUCAGAAGGAGCUGACAUUAAUGAGAACUUCUCCCUGUUAGACCCUUAAAAUACUGAGCUUUCGGGACCCUGCCUGGCUUGUUCCUGUAAAACGGUCUUGUCUGUGGUAAAUACUAAGGUUUUUGGUCUCACAGCCGAGGAAAUCAAGGAUGUGGAUGCACACAGAGUGAGAUUUGGAGCAGGAGUUUAAUAGGCAAAAGGAAGAAACAGCUCUGUCACAGAGACGGGUCCCGAACGGGUUGUGAAGUUGUAGAAGAAAUGUCAGGGGUUUUAUAGAUGGGCUAGUGAGGAGGGGUGUCUUUUCUUCCUAGGGCCUGAAGAACCAGUUAGGACCAGGUGUGCUGUCUGCAUCGAGCAGAGUCUCUAGCAGCCCCCACCCCAUUCUUUUUUUUUUUUUUUUUUUUGAGAUGGAGUCUCGCUCUGUCGCCCAGGCUGGAGUGCAGUGGUGUCAUCUUGGCUCACUGCAACCUCCGCCUCCCAGGUUCAAGCAAUUCUCGUGCCUCAGCCUCCCGCGUAGUCGGGAUUACAGGUGCAUGCAGCCAUGCCCGGCUAAUUUUGUAUUUUUAGUAGAGACAAGGUUUCACCAUGUUGGUCAGGCUGGUCUCCAACUCCUGACCUCAAGUGAUCCGCCUGCCUCGGCCUCCCAAAGUAGUGGGAUUGCAGGCGUGAGCCACCGCGCCGGGCCCCCACCCCAUUCUUUGAUCCUGCAGGCAGGCCCUUCGUUUGUGCUGCUCUGCGCUGCUGCUUAUCUGUGUGUGCUAAAAGGGGAGGGAGUGUUUCUGUGCCCAUUCCCAGGCACCUUCGUGCAGCUGCAGGCAUCUCCCCCACGCGCUUCCAGCUUCCCUUAGUGUGCCUAAAGAAAGGGAAAGGAAUGUGCUUUAGGCCCACUGUUUUCACUGGGGCCCAUCUAUGUAUGUGGCUUGGUGAUUACCCAGGAACCUCCCAAGUCUGUGCCCGAGUUGCUUAUCUGUGUUUUACAGCCUGAAAGAUCAGGCUGCUCUUUGUUAGGAGAAGUGAUUUCUUUGAACUGCGUGGUGUGGUGAGAAAGGGAGCAAUUUCUAAGCUGCUUUUUGUUAGGAAGUUUUUUGCUGGGGACUCUCUUCGCCCUAUCUACCUAAAUGAUUUCUGUUUCUUACAUCAAUUGGGUAUUGAUUUCAGGUAGAAUGGGUGAAUGCAUUUAUUCGUUCAUCUAAGCCGCAUUUACUCCUUUCUUUUCUUUCACUGUUGUUUUUUUUUUGAGACGGAGUCUUGCACUGUCACCCAGGCUGGAGUGCAGUGGUGCGAUCUCGGCUCACUGCAAGCUCCACCUCCCGGGUUCAUGCCAUUCUCCUGCCUCAGCCUCCCGAGUAGCUGGGACUACAGGCGCCCACCACCACGCCCGGCUAAGCUAAUUUUUUGUAUUGUUAGUAGAGACGGGGUUUCACCGUGUUAGCCAGGAUGGUCUCAAUCUGACCUUGUGAUUCCGCCCACCUCGGCCUCCCAAAGUGCUGGGAUUACAGCCGUGAGCCACCGCACCUGGCCUCUUUCAGUUUUGAUAGCAGAUUAUUUCCUUUGGCCCUGCGUGGUCUCUCUCUGGCUGGGCAGCUCUGGGCCAGCCAUAAAUGGAGGGGAGGGCGUGUGUGUGGCCACGUGUGUUUCUGUCCUGGACAACACUGUCCGGAGGGGCCUAAGUGGGAAGUGCCCUCAACCAAGGAGAUAGCUGCUGUGUGUGUGUGUGUUGUGUGUGGUUGGGACAGUCGGGGAUUCUCACUUUUUUUUAAAAUUUGAGAUGGAGUUUCACUGUCGUCACCCAGGCUAGAGUGCAAUGGUGUGAUUUCGGCUCACUGCAACCUCUGCCUCCCGGGUUUAAGCGAUUCUCCUGCUUCAGCCUCUCAAGUAGCUGGGAUUACAGGUGCCCGCCACCACGCCCAGCUAAUUUUUGUAUUUUUAGUAGAGACGGGGUUUCACCACGUUGGCCAGGCUGGUCUGGAACUCCUGACCUCAGGUGAUCCACCUGCCUCGGCCCCCCAAAGUACUGGGAUUACAGGCGUGAGCCACUGGGCGCAGCCUGGGAUCCUCACUUUUUCGCAGAUUGGUCACUAGCAGGGCGUCUGAUGGAACUUUCUGAGAUGCCGGAAAUGUUCUCUGUGCUGUACAAAAGGGAUGCCACUAGCCACAUGCCACGUAGAACAGUUGAAAUGUGGCCAGCAUGAGAUUUUUUUAAUCUUGCCAAUUUUUGAUGGAUUUAAGUUUAAGCACCUGCGUGUGAGCGGCUACCGCGUGGGCUGGGAUUGGAGGAAGCUGGAAAGCGCUCCCCUGCGUUUCGGCUGCUGGCCCAGCAGAGGGCGCCGGAGAGCGGACGGAGCCGCAGGCGGGGUUGUGGGAAGACGCUGGGAUCCCGUGCGCGCUUGUGCUCCUUCCUUCUGGGCCAGCGCGCAGACUAUCAACCGAGGUAUUCAGUCCCUCGGAAACCCAGUUCCUCCGUUUCCAGGCUUCUCGCCCACACGGAGACAGUCGCUCUCACACGUACCUCUCGCGGGCUCUUACUCGUGGUCCCGGUCUCCUCCUGGUCCCCACCUUCCAGCCCAGCGCGCACACUAGACGGCACGUGCUCUCCACGCUCUUUCUCCAGCGCCCCUUGCUCACCCGCCCCCCGUUGGAGUGGCCCAUCCUCUCCGCUUAGACACCUGCAGUCACUGUCACUAGCUGAACUGCGCCCUCCUGAAAGCUCUAUGUUGAAACCCUACCCCCCACCCUGCACCGACCCCGUACCCCAGAAUGGGGCUGUAUUUGGAGACAGGGCCUUUACAAGGUAAGUAAGGUUAAAAUGAGGACAUUAGGGUGGGUCCUAAUCCAAUCUGACUGUUAUAUAGUGGGGUUGCACCUUCAUGUGAGGACGCCGGGAGAAGACAGCCGUCUGGGAGCCAAGGAGAGAGGCCUUGGCGGAAGCCAACCCUGCAGCACCUUCAUCUUGAAUUUCUGGUUUCCAGAACUGUGAGAAAAUCCAUUGACGUUCUAUAGCGCUCCCAGCUGGCGGUACUUUGUUAUGACAGCCCUAACAUGAAUGCAGCCAUCCACACUGUCUGGGGGAAGGCACACACACCCCACAGCACCCUUGCUGUCUCACCCCGUAUCGCAAAAGCUCACGCAUGUGUCUCUCCCGAGUCCCUGGAGGGUCCUGCCACCUACAUCUCUCUCCUUGGCCUGCCGCCUGUGAUGCUCCUGGGCCCCCUGCUCCAGCACCGCUCCCUUCCUUCUGUAAUACAGACAACAGAGACAGGAGAUGGCCUGGCCCCACUUCAUUUCUGUUCCCUGGGAAAUAAGCAUCGCAAGUGAUCCGUAGAAUGGUAGACAUCAUCCACUUCCCAAGCAUCUCUGGCUGAAUGCUGUUCUCAUCCACUUCCCAAGCAUCUCUGGCUGAAUGCUGUUCUACACAUGCACGUGGGAGGCACCAGGGAGCCCAGAAGAAAUGAAAAGCCUGGGCAGACUCGCAGUUCUGCCACACAGUGAAUGUGCUACUCAAGCCACUCAGCCUGGGCUGCAGAGGUUGGAAGCCUCACUGGCCUGAGGUUUCUGAGUAAGCUCUGACCCAAUCAUUGACUAUUAAACUUCAGAGGUCCAUGGAGACCUCUUAGGAGUCUUUGAAGGAACUUAGCAUAGAUACCGAUAGCUGCUGACUGCAGGGAGAUGGGGAGAUAUGUUUUGUAAACCUGUCCAGGCAACUUUUUUGCCUACGGAAACACACAAAAACGAAAACAAACCAAUGAAAAAAACCUCUCAGAACGAUACAGAAUCCAGAGCCACUACAACACAUUUCAUGAAGUGGCGUGAGCCUGUAAUUCCAGCAGUUUGGGAGGCCGGGGCGAAUGGAUGACUUGAGGUCAGGAGUUCGAGACCAGCCUGGCCAACAUGACAAAAUCACCAUCUCUACUAAAAAUACAAAAAUUAGUCAUGCAUAGUGGCAUGCACCUGUAGUCCCAGCUACUCGGGAUGCUGAGAUGGGAGAAUCGUUUGAGCCCGGGAGGUGGAGGUUGCAGUGAGCCGAGAUCGCACCAUUGCACUCCAGCAUGGACAACAGAGCAAGACCCUUUCUUAGAAAAAAGAAAAGUAUCCCCGAACAUUAUCAGAGUCAAGUUAAUAAAGGCCAAAGGUAGAGAAAAUCUUGAAAGUAUCGAGAAAAUGACAUGUCAAUCAUAAGGUCAGGUUCUUCAACAGUCAUACUGACAUUGUGGCUGGAAUAUUUGUUGUUGUGGGAUAUAUAUAUAUAUAUAUAUUUAGAGUGUUGUGGGAUAUAUAUAUAUAUUUAGAGACAAGGUCUUGCUCUAUCACUAAAGCUGCAUUGCAGUGUGUGAUCAUAGCUCACCAUGGGAUUCUUGAUUUUCAGUGAGUAUAAAGUGUAAGACAAAAUAAGUCUUAGUUCAGGUAUGCUGGAUGGGAAGCCAGAGGUCUGCAUAGCAGUUACAAAGAAGGCCUUAUUAUCUGGAAGAAAAGGGACCAUAGAAUGUCCAUUGGUUGGGGAACAACCCAGCUUUAGUUUUUCCAGAUUCUCUGCAUGUGCAGGUUUAUGAGACUGGAGAACUUUGAUUUCUUCUUCCUCCUCCUCCUCUCUUUUCUUCUUCCUCUUCCUCCUUUUUCUCCUCCUUUCUUCCUUUAUUUUUCUUUCUUCCUUUCCUCCUCUUUCUUCUCCUUUUUCCUCCUCUUUUCUUCCUUUCUUCUCUUUUUCUUCUUCUUUUUUUUUUUUUUUUAAAAGACCGUGUUUCGCUCUGUCACCCAGGCUGGAAUGCAGUGGCGUACUGUUUUAGAAAAGUGAAAGAGGGCCGGGCGUGGUGGCUCAUGUCUGAAAUCCUAGCACUUUGGGAGGCUGAGGCGGGUGGAUCACCUGAGGUUGGGAGUUCGAGACCAGCCUGGCCGACAUGGCAAAACCCUGUCUCUACUAAAAAUACAAAAAUUAGCCGGGCAUGAUGGCAGAUGCCUGUAAUCUCAGCUCCUCAGUAGGCUAAGGCGGGAGAAUCGCUUGAACCCAGAGGCAGAGGCUGCAGUGAGCCAAGAUUGCAGCAUUGCAGGAAAGAGAGAAAAAGGAGGGAAGGGGAAGGAAAAGGAAAGAAAGAAAAGAGGGGAAGGGAAGGGAGAGAUUUAAAAAACAAUAGUAAAGAGAGAUUUAAAAAACAAUAGUAAAGAGAGAUUAAAAAAAAAAAGUAAAUGGGCCAGGUGCGAUGGCUUGUGCCUGUAAUCCCAGCAGUUUGAGAGGCUGAAGUGGGAGGAUCACUUGAAGCCAGGAGUACCAGACCAGCCUGGGAAACAUAGUGAGACCCCGUCUAUACUAAAAAAUAUUUAAAUGGGCUGAGCGCGGUGGCUCAGGCCUGUAAUCCCAGCACUUUGGGAGGCCGAGGCAGGCGGAUUACCUCAGGUCAGGAGUUUGAGACCAGCCUGACCAACAUGGCAAAACCCCAUCUCUACUAAAAAUACCAAAACAAAAACUAGCAGGGCAUGGUGGCGCAUGCCUGAAAUCCCAGCUACUCAGGUGGCUGAGACAGGAGAAUCACUUGAACCCAGGAGACGGAGGCUGCAGUGAGCCGAGAUUGUGCCACUGCACUCCAGCCUGGGCGAGCAACAGAGUGAGGCUGUCUCUCAAAAAAAAAAAAAAAGGAACGGUAGUGUGCACCUGUGGUCCCAGCUACACAGGAGGCUGAGGCAGGAGCAUCACUUGAACCCAGGAGUUCAAGGCUGCAGUGAGCUAUGAUGGCACCACUGCCCUCCAGACUGAGCCAAAAAGCAGACCCUGACUCUAAAACAAAAGAAAGAACAAAUAACAAAUGAAAAUAAAUACCCAAAAACCAGUCAAAUGUGAAACUGGUGUCAGGGGUAUGUUCUCCAUGUUGAGCCCCUUCUGUGGAAUAUGACAGUGUCUCUAUUUCGGGUAAAGGAAAGACCAAAAUAACUUUCCAAGAUGAAAAGCUAAGAGUGCUGAUCUCAUCACAGACAUAGCCAGCUCUUCAGUUCAGACCACCUGGAAACCCUCCCCAUGUCUUUUCAGAACAAUGUCCUAAGAACCAUAGGGGAAGUGGCCAUAAAAACCAUCUUUCCUUUGCAGACUGGGGUGGGGACUCUGGCCAAUGCCAUUCUGUUCUUCCAUAAUAUCUUUCCCAUCUUGACUGAGCAUCAAAUGAGGCCCACACACAAGAUUCUCACCCACAUGGCCGUGGCAAACUCCUUGGUUCUUCUUUCCACUGGAAUCCCCCACACAAUGGUGUCUUUUGUCCUAUGGAAACCCUUGUCCAGUCUUGAGUGUAAACUCGUGUUUACAGGUCUUAAAGUCCUGACCUGGUGAUCCGCCCGCGUGGACCUCCCAAAGUGCUGGAAUUACAGGCGUGAGCCACCACUCCUGGCCUAUGCCAGCAUUCUUUAAAGUUGUGGGAAAAGGCCAAAAGCAAAUAGAAAAUUGGGCAAAAAAGUUCAUAAUUGCUUAAACAUAUGGAAAACCUGGAAGUAAAAUUAAGCAAGUAAGUGCGAGCACUCUACAUUGAAGAUUAUAGAAAAUUCAGCCUCCCAAAUAUCCAAAGAAUCCAGGAGUGUGCCAAGAGAUCCAAGAGUAGGUCCACAAUUUCUCAUUCUCAGGAGAAUCUGAGAUUAUAUUUCAAUCUAAUGAUAACUGAUUAUAUAAUCCAAUUUCUGCAUCAUCUUGCUUUUAUGUUUUGUAAUAAAAAUUUUAGACCAGGCCAAUAAGGCAUCAGCAAUUUACCGUAGGGAACUAGGGAAUGUUUAAUUAUGACAAUGAAGUGUUUAAUAUUGUGUUUUGAAAUAUAAACAGUGUAGAUAUAUUUGAAUAAUACUGAAUUUUUAGAAAAAUCUAUUGGGGUGUCAUAUAUAAAAGGAUAAGUAGAGAUUUGGAAAUGCUUUUUUAUUGGACAAGAAAAUUGAUCAAAUCGAAAUCUGGACAAACUAGAAAGUCUGGAUGCUAGCAAUACAAUCUAUAGACACAUUCUAGCAUCACUUCUGUGUCAGAAGUAUCCGGAUUGUGGUGCCUACAAAUGCAUGCUCCUACACACCAAGACAUCCAUUAAGAAAAUAAAGCCAUGCUUUCCAGAGCGUUUAGCACUUGUUUAACGUACUUGUGCUUCUAAAUAUCACAAGGCAGGAUGGGAUUUCUAAAGACAAGGGGAUAUAGGACCGAGGCAAAGACAAUCAGCAUGUACACUGAAUCACACUCCAUAAUCAUAUUGCUAGAACACUUAGGGAGUACCUCUGAAAUCACAGCCCUGCUGCCAUGAUGUGCAAUUACAGGAUAGAGGUGCCAGGUGAAGGUCCCACUGUGGCCAAGGAAAGCCUUUGUGAGACGACUACUUCAGGGUGUUCCCCAUCAGAGGAGCACACCCCUGAUCUUGUAUUCCUCGUCAAUCCAAGGUCCAUGUGAAAUGGUCAGAUGGGGAAUUUUUUCUUCCACAGACAUCAGGAUCUUCUGAGUUUCUUCAUCAAAGCCAGAUUUGUGCAGCCUGGGAAAAUAGAAAUAAAGUUUUUUUUUUUGUUUUUCAUUUUUACACAGUAUUGCCUCUCUACAUUCUGAUGUCUACCUCUCCUCUCCUCUUUAUUCUUUCCUAGAAAUCACUGGGAGAAUUGUACUGAAUUUGAAAAACAAGCAUGAAUCUUUCCUAUAGGAUAGGAAGCCUCUGAUUUAUACCAUAAAGUGAAAUUUCAUAUACAGGAUGUAUCAAUUAAGAUUUAAUUCAAAAAAGAUGAAUUUAAGUUAAAAAGAAAAACACAGGAUAACUUCCAUUCAUCUGAUGUUCAUAUGCCCUGGCACAUCUAUUGCUUCUUAUAAUGUGCUUGCUUAAAAAAAAAAAACAUGAGCUUUUCUCAGAGACACUAAUAUAAUGAAUUCAUGUACCCAUCACCAACUUCUACAAUUACCAAUAUUCAGCCUCUUCCAUUUACAACCUGCCCAUUUUCUAAGAAAUAAUUAAAGCACAUGCUACACCCAUAAA
Homo sapiens (human) is the source of this 16709-nucleotide messenger RNA. It is a transcript of the gene EPN1, whose product is annotated as epsin 1. The coding region runs from base 544 to 2532 and encodes 662 amino acids. The transcript is spliced from 11 exons. Lineage: Eukaryota; Metazoa; Chordata; Mammalia; Primates; Hominidae. The record is from RefSeq and is marked reviewed. Gene Ontology annotation, cellular component: cytoplasm; nucleus; clathrin-coated pit.